This is a messenger RNA of Scleropages formosus (Asian bonytongue), 2112 nucleotides long. RefSeq names its product coiled-coil domain containing 86 (gene ccdc86). The record is from RefSeq and is a predicted model, not a curated record. The transcript has 4 exons. NCBI's taxonomy places the organism in Eukaryota, Metazoa, Chordata, Actinopteri, Osteoglossiformes, Osteoglossidae. Gene Ontology annotation, cellular component: nucleolus. Bases 91 to 900 code for a protein of 269 amino acids.
ACAACGUCCGGUGAGGCGACCUGGAAGUGCUCCGCGCACGUGUUUCCGUAGCGCGCGCUGCUACCGAUCACUGCAGUUUGAGGCGGAACGAUGUCCCGACGAAGUCAGAAGGCCGUGUUGGAGCCGGAUGCGGAGUCCGUGGCGACGCGGACCCGCAGCGGUCGGAUAGUCGGAGCCGCGGUCGCCUUGCAGCUCCAGCAGCGUCCGGGCCGCCGAGCGAGGAGGCGGGUCGUGGUCGUGGAGGCCCGCAUUGAUCCUGAUCCUGAGCCUGAGGCUGAGCCGGACACCCCCGUGGGGCCGGCGGCGGACCCCAAACCCGAGCUGGAGGCCGAAGCCAAGCGCCGGAGGAGAGAGGACGGAGACGGGGGCUGCGGGGGAGAGGAGCAGACGACGGGACCCGCCGGACCCGCAAAGCCGCAGAGUUCAGUCGCUGCUGGGGCAGAGAAGGAGAACCGGGCUGCGGCGGACGGCGGCAGCAGCAGCAGCAGCGGCAGCAGCAGUAUCAACAUCCCUCUGGGGAGACCCAAGUCCGGCCGGGUGUGGAAAGACAGGAACAAGCAGAGGUUCUCAGCCCUGCUGAGGGACAAACCCCUGUGCACCUCCUGGGAGAAGAAGAUGGAGGCCAAGAGGGAGAAGGAGCUCGUGAAGAAGUAUUCCCAGCAACUGAAGGAUGCGAAAGCUAGAGAGAAAGAGGAGAAGAGGAAGCGCCGAGAGCAGAACCUGAGGAGACGCGAGGAAAACGAAAGGAAAGCAGAGAUUGUUCAAGUGAUUCGAAACCCAACAAAGAUCAAGAGGAUGAAGAAGAAGCAGCUGAGACGAAUCGAGAAGAGGGACACGCUGGCUCUGCUGCAGAAAGCGCCGUCGCAGAGCCACAACAGUCAGGGGAAAGGGCUCCAGUGAUGGGGAGAGCGGGAUGUGAUGGGGUCGGAAGCCACUGUACUGUGCACUCUUGGGGUGAGAGGAGCUCUGUCCUGCUCCCCAUCAGUAUCAGCACCCCCAGUGACCUCUGUGUAACUGUGGGACUGUUUUUCACGUCGAUUUACCAGCAGUCGGUGUCCUUCGUCUCCUCGGUGAGAAGGUUAUCAGUCCAAAAUAACAGAAUAAUAAAAUGAAGCCUUAUUGGUUACAGAAAACACGUGAUCCCACCGUGGAGUUGUAACCUUAAGAAAGAACUGACAAGAGUGUCUAAUUUUUUUUGUUAUAAAAAAUUAGGGUUCUGUAUUAUAAAUAAGGGCCUUUUUGUAUUUUCUGCUUUUUAUUUAUGCAGAGGAUGUACCCUAGAAACGUCCGAUGGACAAUCCAUUAUUCAGUUAAUGUGUAUUUACUUUAAAAAGUGUUCAUCCCAUUAAACUUUUUCAUGUUUUGUUUUACAACAGUGUCACAAUGGAUUUAAUGAGACUUUUUCACACUGAGUAUCACAAUAUUUCUUUGUCCAGUUGGAAACAUUUUUACAAACCAGUUUUGAAUUGAUUACGAAUAUAAAAUAAUAGCCGAGUGCAUAAGUAUUCAUACCUUCAUGUUAAUAUUGAGCGAAGUCCCUUUUGGAGCAUCUAUACCCUUGAUAAGCCUGUACCAGCUUUGCACGCCAUCAUACUGUCAUUUUUUACCCUUUUGCAAACUGGAGUAAAACGUAAGUGAAUGUAAUUUAAGUCCUGCCACAAAUUCUCAGUUUUCCCAGAAUUGAGAUGUAGGCUCUGAUUUGGCCACUCCAGUACUUUGGUAUUUUUAUUUCCAAGUCAUUUCUUUGUAAUUUUGCCUUUGUGUUUGGGAUUGUUUGGCUUCAAAGAAAUGGAUCUCCCGAGUUGCAGUUCUCGUACAGACUCUGUAAGGUUUUCCUCCCACAUUUCCUUGUGCUUUGCUGCUUUCAUUUUAUCCUCUAUCUAAAUGAGCUUUCCAGGUCGUGCUGCAGAGAGGCAGCCCCACAGCAUGUUGCUACCACCACCAUGUUUCUCAUUACUGUGCAGUGAUGAUUGUGAUGUGCAGUGUUUACCUUAUGCCAAACACAGCAUUUACUUUGGUUGCCAAAACACUACCAUGGUGUCAUUAGACCAUAGAACCAUCUUCCACUUUGUUUCCCCACAUAACUCCUGACAUACACUUGCUGAGGUGUCA